Uncinocarpus reesii 1704 is the source of this 1545-nucleotide messenger RNA. RefSeq lists its product as uncharacterized. The coding region runs from base 1 to 1545 and encodes 514 amino acids. The record is from RefSeq and is a predicted model, not a curated record. Lineage: Eukaryota; Fungi; Ascomycota; Eurotiomycetes; Onygenales; Onygenaceae. The transcript has 3 exons. Gene Ontology annotation, molecular function: oxidoreductase activity, acting on paired donors, with incorporation or reduction of molecular oxygen; monooxygenase activity; heme binding.
AUGGCGAUCAAGUACGAAGUUUCACGAUAUCGAUUCUACUGCUCCCAUUUAAACAAGCUACCUUUGCCCCCGGGACCGCGUGGGCUUCCGUUUAUUGGCAACCUCCACCAGGCGCCCAAAGACCUUGCGUGGGAGGGUUAUAAGAAAUGGAGCGACAAAUAUGGCCCGAUUAUGUCCGUCAAUAAUGGCGGCGUGAUUACCAUAAUCAUAAGUUCGCAUGACAUCGUCAAGAAUUUUUUGGAGAAGCACAACGCAGUUUUCAGCUCCCGGCCACAGCUCUUAGUGCUAGAGCGUGCAUUAAAAGGCCUGACUACCCCAGCGUUGCCAUACGGACAAAAAUGGUUAGUCCACAGGGCACUUAGGGCCGCGGUUUUAAAACCCUCGAUGGCGAUAAAAUACCGGGGAAUUCAAGAUCUCGAAUCGAAGCAGCUACUUUUUGACCUCCUCCACAAUGAAGACUUUACACAAUGCUUGCGCCGUCAUGCAAGUAGCCUCUUUUUGGGAAUUGCAUAUGGACACCGAUUUCCCGAGGAAGACCCAGAAUCGCUUGAUAUUGAUAAGGCUGUCGCACAACUGGGAGGCAUCUCCGAGUCUAUGUUUCAGGGCACCGCAAUGCUUCGCGAAUUUUUCCCAAUUCUUCGAUUCCUUCCUGGUACCGACAAGUGGAGAAAACAGCUAGAUGAAGUGGGUGAUAAACUGGCUGAUAUUUACGUUGCGCGUCUUCGUGCGGCAUUGAAGACCCCAGCAUGGAAUUGGGCCAAGGAGUACAUACGAAGACCUGAGGCAAAGGGGAUGGACGAGCUGGAGCUGGCAUUCUGCAUCGGAUCCACAUACCAAGCGUCUCUUACACCCUACGAGAUUAUACGCAUUAUCAUGCUGGCCGCUAUUCUUCAUCCGGAUGAGGCUCUCAAGCUCCAGAGUGAAAUCGAUCGUGUGGUCGGCGAAGACCGUCUCCCCGGCUGGGAGGUCCGAGACAAUCUUCCAUGGGUCCGUGCUUUUAUCUGGGAAUCUCUUCGUUGGCAUGCGUUCUCGCCACUUGGGGCACCGCGUGCAGCGAGUAAAGAAAUUGAAUACAAGGGCUACCGCAUCCCCAAGGGUGCAACAAUCGUUCUCAACCAUUUUGCGAUGGACCACGAUGAGAAUAUUUACAAGGACCCGUUCGUUUUCCGACCUCAGCGUUGGAUUGAUAAUCCUGACCUUCCCCAUAUCAUCUUCGGUUUUGGAUUACGAGGAUGCCCUGGACAGCAUUUGGCGAGGGAUCUUCUUUACCUCAAUACUGCUCGACUGUUCUGGGCUUAUAACAUCGGUCGCCCAUUCGAGGGAGGUAGGCAGGUAGACCUCGAUGCAGAGGCGCUGAUGAGACCUCGUGGUGGCGGGUCUGCUUUCAACCAGGUUCCACACUUCAAAGCUUCAGUAACUGUGAGGGAUCCCAAACGGCGGGCGAUUAUUGAGGAAGCGUGGGCAACUUGUGAGAAAGACGAACAGAAAAUCCUCGAGGAAGCUAUGCCGAUGGCAAAUGGGAGAGAAAACGGAAAAAACAGUUGA